UGUCCCUCUUUCACAAAUAAUAAGCCUUGAGCGGUAGGACCCUGAGGGCCACCAGCAAUCAUCGUUAAACUUGGACAAGAACACCUCAAGGGGUCUCUGCCAGACGUGCACGUGAAAAGAAGUUCGCCUCAAUAAUAAAAAAGUUCAACUUUGAGCCAUUUAAUUGGCUCAGAACAUUUCACAGGAAAAUGCAACUGUGCUUGAUGCCAGAUUUUCGCCCGCUAUAUAUAGGAAGUCGUAGAGAACUUGCUGCUUUUUUCAACUAAACCAUUCCGAGCAGUUUAGUUGAUGAGUCGCACUUUUUGACAUAUUCACCUGGCAAGAUGAGCGCUUCAGUAGCCGUGUACAGGAAUAUUUACACCGAGGAUCGCUUCAAGCAGUCAUACGGUACACGGGACAAGGCUGGCGAGGGAGAACGGCUCAGAGACAAGCUUUUCAGACGGUGCAGGUGUUCCCAGUCGGCAUUCCUUCACCUGUUGAAAGAGCGAGUGCCCAUUUUCAACUGGCUACCGAAGUACAGGUUUAAAAAAUGGAUAUUAGGAGACAUGGUAGCGGGUGUUACUGUCGGGAUACUUCACAUACCUCAAGGGAUGGCGUUUGCUCUGCUGACGUCGGUGGCUCCCAUCUAUGGCCUCUACACCUCCUUCUUUCCCGUCAUUCUCUACAUGCUCUUCGGCACCGGGCGCCACGUCUCCACAGGUACCUUUGCCGUGGUGAGUCUGAUGACGGGCUCGGUGGUGGAGCAGCUGGUUCCAGUGGGCCUGAACUCCAGCAGCGCUGAGGCUGCAGAAGCAGAGGCUCAGAGGAUUGGCGUGGCAUCGGCGGUGGCCUUCCUCUCAGGGAUCAUGAUGAUCGGUAUGUUUGGACUGCAGCUGGGGUUCCUGUCCACUUACCUGUCCGAGCCCAUCGUCAAAGCUUUCACCAGCGCCGCCGCCUUCCACGUGACAGUGUCACAGCUGCAAAGCAUGCUGGGACUGCGGCUGCCCCGCUACACGGGCCCAUUCUCCCUCUUCAAGACCCUGGCAUCAGUUCUGGAGAAUCUGCCCCACACAAACCUGGCUGAAUUCUUCAUCUCGCUGGUCUGUCUGUCCGUCCUGGUGUCAGUCAAAGAGGUCAACUCACGCUUUCGCCAACGCCUGCGUACACCCAUUCCCGUGGAAAUACUCACUGUCAUCAUCGCCACGGGCGUGGCCUACGGCUCAUCCCUGGACUCCAGAUACGACGUUCAGAUCGUGGGGCACAUUCCCGCCGGCUUCCCUCAGCCCAGGCUACCAGCCCUGCAGACUCUGCCUGCGGUGGCCGGGGACACGGUGGCCAUCACCUUCGUGGGCUACGCCGUGUCCGUCUCUCUGGCCAUGAUCUACGCCGACAAGCACGGCUACUCCAUACACCCCAACCAGGAGCUGCUGGCCCAUGGGAUUUCCAACACCGUGUCAUCCCUGUUCACCUGUUUCCCCAGCUCAGCCACCCUGGCCACUACCAACAUCCUGGAGAGUGCAGGGGGGUUCACUCAGCUGUCAGGCUUCUUCACCAGUCUGGUAGUUCUGAUUGUGCUCCUGCUGAUCGGACCUCUUUUCUACUUCCUUCCCAAGGCAGUACUGGCCUGUAUAAAUGUCACCAGCCUGAGGCAGAUGUUCCUGCAGUUCCAGGACCUGCCAGACCUGUGGAGGAUCAGCAAGAUGGACUUUGUGGUGUGGCUGGUCACCUGGCUGUCUGUGGUUGUCCUGAAUGUUGACCUGGGUCUGGCUAUCGGUGUGGUCUUCUCCAUGAUGACAGUCAUCUGCCGCACACAGAGGGCAGACUGCUCAGUGCUGGGAAGGGCAUCCAAUACGGAGAUCUACAGACCUAUUGAGCAGCACAGCAAGUGUUGCGAGAUCCCAGGGGUGAAGAUCCUGACCUACAAUGGGCCCAUUUACUACGGAAACCGCAGUUUCUUCAGAGAGGCAGUGACUCGGCUGCUGGACCUCACUCCUGAGAGGAUCCGCAGGUCAGAGAAAAUACAGGAGAGGAGAGACAGAGAGGCCGUCGCUACUGUGGAAGCAGGAGUGGCCAACACAUCAUUUUCAUCAGAAAAUGAAUUUAUUAAAUCAGAAACCAGCAGCAGUGAAAUCCAGGCAGUGUUAAUCGAUUGCAGCAGCGUGAGUUUUGUGGAUGUGGCUGGAGCCAGGUUAUUUAUUCAGGUGUGUACAGAAUGCCAGAAAGUAGGAGUGCAAAUAUACCUGUCAAACUGCAAUGAAAGCGUGCUGAAGAUCCUGACCUCCAGCGGUCUGAUGAAUCACAUGAGCGCGCAGCACAUCUUCGUCACGGUCCACGAUGCCGUGGUCCACAUCCAGCAGCAGAAGGUACCAGGCCUUUCAGCGCCCGCCCAUUUUCAGUCUGAAGGAAACGCUCCUUUAAAAGGAAAAUGACCAUGACCGGGAUGCUGUACGCAUGCUCAUGCAGCAAAGCCCUUAGAAAAGGACGGUGCGUGGAAGGCUCUGUGUGGUCACGGGUUCUGUUUCUGUUCUGUUCAGGAGAAGCCCACGGAGAGCACGAGCACAGUGUGGGUGUGAGGUGUGGAUGGUUCCCCCCCUGCACGGGGGGGGUGGGGGGUGGGAGGCGCAGCCAGCAGGAGGAGGAGGGAGGAGAGAGGAGGCGGCCUAUCAGUGACAGUGAGCUCUGCCUCACAAACACCUUUGUGUGUAUGUGCGUGUGUGUGAUUGUGUGUGUGUGUGUGUGCAUGUGUGUGCGCGCGUGUGUGUGUGCCUGCGUGUGUGGGAGCGUGCUCUGUUCAUGUGAUCCUUGCCACCCCAGUCAAACAUUUACUGACCGGGAACGUUUCUGAAGGGUUCCCCUCCACCUGACUGGUGAAAAACCAGAAUCGCCACUGCAUGCCCGUGAAAGCCAAAUCUCUGCAACCUGCCUCAAGAAAUGUAUUCUUUGUGUUAUUCAUUAACCUAUUCAGGAGCACACACAAUGUACACCAUUCACCUGCAUAUAGAAUCCCAGUUAAAUGAACAAGAAAACUGAUGUCAAAGCAAUUGAGAAGAAAAUAGUAGCUUUAGCAUACUUUAUAUGUCAUCUUUUUGCAGUUAUACCUAAAGUGUUCUGAAGUAUAUUGUUUUUCAGCAUAAUAUUUUUUCACGUGGGUGAUGUUCAAUCGAUUCAGCAAUGGGCGGAGCUGAAAUCCGCUCCAAUUAAUUGACUUGUUCAAAAGUAUUUCAUCCUCCACAGCAAAGCACGGCAGUCGUUUCAAAUCAGUGAGUCACUGGCAUUCUCCUACCGCUCAUUUAGAACUUUAACCUGUUGUACACGGACCAGGCUUGCCCCCACUUCACCUUUAUUAAAAAUAAUACACAGUCAAAUAUUGUGUGUGAAAUACAUUGCUCUCCAAAGGUAUAGGAACAUUAGAGUGGAAUUUGUUAUCUUUGGUUUGAAUUUGGGUUUGAAAUCAAAAGAUGAAUAUGAGAUUAAAGUACAGAAAAUUUGAUUUCUUUCCACGGUAUUUACAUGCGUAUGUGUUUUACCAUUUUACAGAAAUAGAAGAAAUACCUUCAGUAUAGCAACAAUAAAUUUCACUCUAUCGUUCCCAUAAUUUUAGAGGGGACUGUACAUAUGGGACGGGUUGUAUAUUGGUUACAUUUAUUUAAUUCAACAUACAUUUGUAGAAAUAUAUGUACUGGUUAUUUGUAAAAAAAAAAAAAAAAAAGUGCAAUUUUACAAUGUGUUGUCACAAUGCAUAUCCCAAAGAAACUUUCAUAUUGCGUACAUUCUUUGUUUUCUGCCAUACAUACAUUUUAAUAUUCUGUGCAUUUCUAUGCUAUAUUUCUCAUGCUGAAAUCCAUUUCAAAUAUGCAUUCCUCUGCUGUUCUAAUUACUGCAUGUACGAUGGCACAGGCAGUGGAGACACAAGUCUCUCUCUCUCUCUCUCUCACACACACACACACACACACCUCACAUCGAACCACAGGCAAUCCACUUGGGGGGGGAGAGCACAAAUGAGGACGCACAAAAUGAACUGAUAAGGCCUCUCCCAUGCCCACUUAGCGCAUUUGAUCCUGGCACCAGGCCCCACACUUAUAAAGUGUCUCAGAACACAGGUGUUCACACAGGACCAGGAUCCGUGGCCUAGCCUUAUCCACCGUGAGCUGAAAGACCAAACCUGCAACUCACGGCGAUCUGAUCCUAGAUCAGUGCUCCUACCCUGAGACACAUUCUGCAUACUGGUCCCCAGAGUGAGCACUUCCCUGUUACAGUGCAGCAACAUGGUGUGUGUAGAGCCUGUUAGCUUAGUGGUUUUAAAUUAUUUGAUGUAUGUUUUUUUUCAUUUUUAUGUGUUUUUUUAUGUGGCUUGAAGACUAGCACUCCAACACAUGCUGUGUAUAUUCUGUUGUUUUGAUUGACUUUAAUCUUGAUGGGAAAGUAUGAACAAAGAUGACUUGUUUAAAUUGCACUGAACAUUAGCAAUAAGGCUACUGUAUGUCCAGACUUUUGACUUGUACUAUAGGUUGUGUCGGAAUAUUUUUAUAAUAAUUUUGAAAUAAACGUACCUUUUCAAUA
Messenger RNA from Anguilla rostrata (American eel), 4539 nucleotides. It is a transcript of the gene slc26a10, whose product is annotated as solute carrier family 26 member 10. The record is from RefSeq and is a predicted model, not a curated record. Gene Ontology annotation, cellular component: plasma membrane. Gene Ontology annotation, molecular function: oxalate transmembrane transporter activity; sulfate transmembrane transporter activity; chloride transmembrane transporter activity. NCBI's taxonomy places the organism in Eukaryota, Metazoa, Chordata, Actinopteri, Anguilliformes, Anguillidae. Gene Ontology annotation, biological process: transmembrane transport. Bases 324 to 2408 code for a protein of 694 amino acids. The transcript is spliced from 17 exons.